AUGGCUCCGCGCGAUCCCAACACGCUAUCCAAUUACAACGAGUGGUUGACCAAGCACACUACGGUCAACUUUCGCGUGAACUUUGAGAAGCAACGUCUCGAAGGCUCGGUCCAGCUUGACCUCGAGUCUCUUACUGAUAGAGAGAGCAAAGAGAUUGUUCUAGACACUAACCAUCUCCACGUCUCUUCCGUGAAGCUCAACUCCUCUGAUUUGGAAUGGAAACUAAAGGAGACGGUGGAGCCCUACGGCUCUCCUCUUUACGUCUCACUGCCUAAUGGUGCUUCUAAGGGCGAGCUUGUCAAGCUGGAAAUUGCCGUUCAGACCACCGCAGAGUGCACCGGUCUGCAGUGGUUUUCCCCAGCUCAGACGGGAAACAAGAAGCACCCCUACGUGUAUUCUCAAUGCCAGGCUAUUCUGGCUCGGUCUGUCCUCCCUUGCCAGGAUACACCUGAUGUGAAGUCUACCUUUACAUUCAACAUCACCUCUCCUCUUCCCGUGGUCGCAAGUGGAGUUCCUGUACCAUCAGAUGCUUCAGUUGAGGCUGAGAAGCUUUUCAAGUUCGAGCAGAAAGUUCCCAUUCCUUCUUACCUCUUCGCAUUGGCUUCGGGAGACCUAGAGACAGCCCGUAUUGGCAAGAACUCGGUCGUCGCGACAGGCCCCGAGGCAAUCAAAGAGGCACAAUGGGAGCUUGAGGGUGACAUGGACAAGUUCCUAGACAUUGCACAGAAAUUGAUUUUUGAUUACCAAUGGGGCGAGUAUAACGUUUUGGUUCUUCCACCAAGUUUUGCCUACGGAGGCAUGGAGAACCCCAUCUUCACAUUUGCUACUCCUUCUAUUAUCAGUGGUGACCGACAAAACGUGGAUGUUAUUGCACAUGAGUUGAGCCACAGUUGGAGUGGCAAUCUCGUCACGAGCUGUAGCUGGGAGCACUUCUGGUUGAACGAAGGCUGGACAACUUACUUGGAGCGACGUAUUGGCGCAGCUUUACAUGGUGCUCCUCAAUUCGACUUCUCGGCCAUUAUUGGUUGGAAGGCAUUGGAGGACACCGUCAAACUGCUUGGAGCAGACCACGAAUUCACUAAGCUGAUCAUCAGCCACAAGGGUGUUGACCCCGAAGACGCUUUCAGCACGGUCCCCUACGAAAAGGGAUUCCACUUCCUGUGGUAUCUGGACAAGUUGGUUGGACGUGAGCACUUUGACAAAUUCAUUCCGCACUACUUCCAGACAUGGGCUCGUAAGAGUUUGGACUCGUUUGAGUUUAAACAAACCUUCUUGGACUUCUUCAACUCUUACGGAAGCGUCGAAAUCAAGGAAAAGAUUGCCCAAAUCCCUUGGGAGGAACGAUUUUACACCCCUGGCUUGCCACCAAAGCCCGAGUUCGACACAUCUUACGUUGACAGCUGCCUAGCUUUGGCAGAGAAAUGGAAGCAGAACGAUUUCAAGCCUGAUCUUAAGGACAUUGAAGGCUUCACGGCUAAUCAGAUUCUGGUUUUCUUGCAGGCUGUGCAAGGCUUCUCUCCCACCAUUUCUGUAGAGAAGUCGCAGCUUAUUGGUAGCACUUAUCGGAUCAGUUCUUCAAAGAACAUCGAGCUGAAGUCGGCGUAUUAUGGGAUCGCAUUGGGCGCAGGUGACAAGUCAGAAUUCCCCGGCAUCGUUGAACUCCUAGGUAGCGUUGGUCGCAUGAAGUUUGUACGGCCACUCUACAGAGGUCUUGCUGCUCUCGACAGAGACCUCGCCGUAGAGACGUUCAAGAAGAACAAGGACUUUUACGCAUCGACGACCAAGGGUCAAUUAGCCAAGGAUUUGGGUUUGAAGUAG
Messenger RNA from Truncatella angustata, 1818 nucleotides. Its product is annotated as leukotriene A-4 hydrolase. Gene Ontology annotation, biological process: proteolysis. The record is from RefSeq and is a predicted model, not a curated record. Lineage: Eukaryota; Fungi; Ascomycota; Sordariomycetes; Amphisphaeriales; Sporocadaceae. The transcript has 2 exons. Gene Ontology annotation, molecular function: epoxide hydrolase activity; aminopeptidase activity; metallopeptidase activity. Gene Ontology annotation, cellular component: cytosol. Bases 1 to 1818 code for a protein of 605 amino acids.